This is a messenger RNA of Seminavis robusta, 777 nucleotides long. Lineage: Eukaryota; Bacillariophyta; Bacillariophyceae; Naviculales; Naviculaceae. The record is from the annotation of a GenBank genome assembly.
AUGAUGGGUGGUGACGGCAAUAAUGUUCUUCAAGUGACCGUCCACAACAACAAGACGACCAAGGUCACCCGUGUGCCUCUGUCCGAAGUGGAAAAUUUGGCCGUGGGAGCUGCCGGUGGGGCUUUGGAAACUUGCUUGCAAAUGCCCAUUUUGACCUACAAGUUUUGUCUCCAAGAAGGCAGGGCGCUGCCCACCAGUGUCCCUGGAUGGUAUCGAGGACUCGGAGUGCAGGCAGGGACUGUGGCACCGAUUACUGCCAUUCAAUUCUGUGUCAAUGGAAUGCUUCAAAAGGCCAUGUGUUCCUGGAUUGUGGGGUUGAUAGGUAGUGUUGUUCGGCUGGUUGCAGGCGCCUCUUCGUAUGGCCGUUCUGCCGGGGCGGGGCAUUUGAACAUCGCCGUCUACACGGCCGGAUAUCUCGGAUUGGCACCCGUCUUGUCGGCCCGAUUGGUGUCGAGUAGUCCGACAUUGGCGGAUCAACCAUUCAUGGCGGGAGUACUGGGAGCCUGUUUGGCCGGGACCACGGCGGCCGUCUUGACUCAUCCCGUGGAUACCGCCAAGACGUGUAUGCAAUCCGAUAUGAAUGGAACCGUAUGGGCCACAGCUCGAUCGGCCAUGCCCAAAUUGGUUGCGGAAGGGGGCAUUCAAGCGCUCUUUAAAGGGAUGGUGCCACGUACGUUUAGGCUCUGCGGAGCCUUCCUUGUCUGCAUGUCAUUGCAAGACAUGGCCAUUGGAUACAAAUCCAACAAGGCUGCUGCUGCUGCUGCUGCCAGUAUCUAG